This is a messenger RNA of Diabrotica balteata, 1456 nucleotides long. NCBI's taxonomy places the organism in Eukaryota, Metazoa, Arthropoda, Insecta, Coleoptera, Chrysomelidae. The record is from the annotation of a GenBank genome assembly.
AUGUAUAUACACGAAUUACUAGAUGAGCCCAAAAGAAAAUUAUGCAAAAUUCUUGACAAAGAUGAUAAAUGGCUAGUGCUAGGAGGUGUUCACAUGAAGUAUGAUGUUACAGAUUUGGAAGAAAUAAAAAGGUCAGUAAAAGCGGGUGCAUCUAUUACUUCAGAGUUGCUAACUGUAUGGGGCCAUCAAAACCACACAGUAUUAGAGUUGUUUGUCUUACUCGGUCACAUGAAACAGUAUCAAGCAAUGAUGGUAUUAAAAGAAUUUGUUGAUAAAAUGUAUCAUAUACUCAUUAAAGACAGUGUGGAUGAAUUAAAUCCUGUCGUUCGUCAAAUGCUUCUGGAGAAAAAGAAAAUUAAAACAUUGAUUAUAGAAUACAUCCCAAUAACUAUAAUGGCGAUUCUGAGAAGAUACUGAAUACUAAACUAGUUCCACGGCUUCCAACAAUAGUAAGUGAUGAAAAUAAUGAAAGCAGUAAUUUGCAUCUGCCUAAAUCACCAGUUAAUUUGAUAAGAUCCAAAAUGUAUACAACCUCCGAUAUAUCAGUUGUAGCAGAGUCACUUGGGGGACUGCCAUCGCUUCCCUAUGAAGAAUUGCAGGCAUCUACUAACAAUUGGUGUGAAAGCACAGUUCUUGGAAAGGGUGGUUUUGGGAAAGUAUAUAAAGGAACUUGGAAGUGUACACAAGUUGCAAUUAAACGCCUCGACCAGAAAGAUAAAAAGGAAUAUGGAACAGAACAAAUAAAACAGUCAAUAACUGAGCUGCAUUGUCUAAAUGCUUACAGGCAUGAUAAUAUUCUGCCAUUGUAUGGAUACAGUAUUGGAGGUCCACAUCCUUGUUUGAUUUACCAGUAUAUGGCAGGAGGAUCUCUUGAUAAUAGACUUCGAACUAGAGAUCCUGAGAAAGUGUUAAAGUGGCCAUCAAGACUGAAUAUUGCUGUUGGAGUCGCAAGGGGUCUUCAAUUUCUACAUACGAAUAGAAUAAAUGGCAAACCAUUGGUUCAUGGAGAUAUAAAAUCGGCGAAUAUUUUAUUAGACCCUUGCAACCAACCACGCAUCGGAGAUUUUGGCCUAGCUCGUGAGGGUCCUCAGAGUCAAUACACGUACAUAAAGGUGAGCCGAAUCCAUGGUACUCGCCCCUAUCUACCAGAAGAAUUUCUAAGAGCAAAAAAGUUUUCCACCAAAGUCGACACCUACAGCUUUGGAGUACUGCUAUUCGAAAUCGCAACCUCAUUAUCGCCUCAUUCUGAACAUCGAGAGGAAAAGUUCUUGAGGGAUCAUAUUGUGAAUUAUCCAGGUGACAUUUUAGAGCUUAAAGAUAAACGCGUAGUGGAUUAUGACGAUCGCUUUAAAGAGAUACUAGAGAUAGGUAAGAUGUGUGUAAAAAGGUGGGCAAAAGAAAGACCGAAAUGGUUGCUGUACUGAUAAUGUUGGAGAAAGUAUCUCUAGUGGAAUAA